UACUGGAUUAGCUACAGGUUCAGAAACAAGUUUUCUGAUGCUGGAUUAGCCAACAAGAUAUAAGAAAUGUGUUGGAAUAGCCAGAGGUUUAGCAUUUCUCCAUGAAGAAUCUGCAAUCAGGAUUGUUCACAGCGACAUCAAAGGUACAAAUGUAUUACUGGACAAAGAUCUAAGUGCCAAGAUAUCAGACUUUGGACUAGCUAAGCUCAAUGAAGAGGAGAACACUCACAUUAGCACUCGUGUUGCUGGAACCAUAGGAUAUAUGGCUCCAGAAUAUGCGCUGUGGGGUUAUUUAACAGACAAAGCAGAUGUUUAUAGUUUUGGAGUUGCUUUAGAAAUUGUCAGUGGAAGAAGCAAUUCGAGUUACAGGACAACAAAUGAAUUCGUAUGUCUUCUUGACUGGGCCCAUGUACCGCAAAAAAAGGGAAAUUUAAUGGAGAUAGUGGACCCAAAGCUGCAGUCUGAAUUCAACAAGGAAGAGGCUGAGAGGAUGAUCAAAUUGGCUCUCUUAUGCACCAAUGCAUCUCCAUCUCUAAGGCCUGCAAUGUCAGAAGUGGCGAGCAUGCUUGAAGGACAGACCAGCAUCCAGGAGAUGAUCUCAGAUCCUAGCAUUUAUGGUGAUGAUUUACACUCCAAACUUCUCAAGGGCCACUAUCAGCAGGUCAUGGACCAGAGUUUAAACAGCACACAAGACCGCUUUCCUCCAUCUGAUAAAUCAUGGAUUGGAAAUUCUUCUAAAUCUGCCCAUGAUCUGUACCCCAUCAAUCCCGAGUCCAUAAAUUUAAACAUCAGUGAAACCUCGUCUUUAAUUGAAUAA
Molecule: messenger RNA, 817 nt
Organism: Populus trichocarpa (black cottonwood)
Lineage: Eukaryota; Viridiplantae; Streptophyta; Magnoliopsida; Malpighiales; Salicaceae
Product: probable LRR receptor-like serine/threonine-protein kinase At1g07650
Exons: 3
Coding region: 263-817 (184 amino acids)
Biological process (GO): protein phosphorylation
Molecular function (GO): protein kinase activity
Source: RefSeq, a predicted model, not a curated record